Molecule: messenger RNA, 2724 nt
Organism: Phycodurus eques (leafy seadragon)
Lineage: Eukaryota; Metazoa; Chordata; Actinopteri; Syngnathiformes; Syngnathidae
Gene: mmp11a
Product: matrix metallopeptidase 11a
Exons: 8
Coding region: 99-1604 (501 amino acids)
Biological process (GO): proteolysis; collagen catabolic process; extracellular matrix organization
Cellular component (GO): extracellular matrix
Molecular function (GO): metalloendopeptidase activity; zinc ion binding
Source: RefSeq, a predicted model, not a curated record
CGGUGGCCCGUGGAGAACAAAGAAGCAGCGAGUUGCUAUUUAAAGCGGAGGAAGUUCCGAGUGGAGGACUUGAAGCGGUAGGCGCGCGUCCCGACGAGAUGCGGACGAGCGUGCACGCGUCCUUCGGCCGCUGCUUGCGCCGCUGCCUCCUCAUCCUCACGCUCGCCGUGCUCGGGCCCGAGUGCGCGCGCGCUGCCGCCCUGCGCGACGCCGCAGCCGCGGGCCACCACCGCAACAAAGCCACACCGGUGUCUGAAAAAUUCCCAGAGCUAAAGAAACAAGUCAAGCUUCCUCGCGCCCACGAUCUCCUCAAGGAUGUUGCACUGUCCAACAGCACCUGGAGGCCGGGGAGGCGUCCGCGCUGCGGAGUUCCUGACAUUCCCAGCAGCCAGCGGAGACGUCUUUUUCCGUCAGGACACCGGCGCAGACGCUUUGUCAUCUACGGGGGGCGCCUGGACAAGAACGACCUCACCUACAGGAUCGUGCGUUUCCCAUGGCAGCUGGGCGAAGAGAAGGUGCGUCGCGUCUUUCGGGAAGCGCUGAAGAUUUGGAGCGACGUGACACCGCUGACCUUCACCGAGAUCCGCGCCGGCAAAGCUGACAUCCGCAUCGACUUUAACAGGUACUGGCACGGUGACAGCCUCCCGUUUGACGGCCCGGGCGGGAUCUUGGCUCACGCCUUCUUCCCCAAAACACAUCGCCAAGGAGACAUCCACUUUGACUAUGAUGAGGCCUGGACACUCGGGAACCAGAUGGGCACGGACCUCCUCCAGGUGGCGGCUCACGAGUUCGGCCACGUCCUGGGCCUGCUUCACUCGGAGGAACCCGGGGCCAUCAUGUCUGCCUACUACUCGUUCUCGUACCCGCUCAGGCUGACCCACGACGACCGGCGUGGCAUCCAGUUCCUGUACGGUGUGCAGCCCAGGGUGGUCCACACGCCACCACCCACUAUGCCGCCGCCCCCUCCUCCCCCGUCACCGCGUCCGUCCCAUCCCGAGACCAACGAGAUUCUCCCCCAUCCCAAUGUGUGCCAGACGGACUUCGACGCGGCAUCCAUGAUCCGCGGCGAGCUUUUCUUCUUCAAGUCGGGAUACGUGUGGCGCAUCCGCGACGGCCAUCUUGAGAGCGGCUAUCCCGCGUUGGCGUCGCGCCACUGGCGAGGGAUCCCCAACAAUGUGGACGCUGCCUUUGAAGACAAGGCUGGUAACAUCUGGUUCUUUCAAGGUGACAGCUACUGGGUGUUCGAUGCCGAGAUGCAGGUACAAGGGCCCAAGUCCGUCCGGGCUCUGGGCCUGUCGGGGACGGGCAUCCGGGCUGCGCUGCGCUGGGGCCACGACCCGGACUUCGACACCUACUUGUUUGGCUCAGGCAGCUACUGGCGCUUUAGCCCGCGCCACAACCGUCUCGAGUCGCCGUACUCACGAGCCAUGAGCGACUGGGGUGGCAUCCCCGUGGACGUGGACGCCACCUUCCGAGACGCUUACGGCUACGCCCAUUUUAUCCGCGGACGCCAGUACUGGAAAUUCGACCCGGUGGGUAUGAACUCUUUGGAGGGCUACCCCCGCUACGUGGGCGUCGACUUCUUCGGCUGUCGUAACGUGUGACGGAGAUCGACCCGCCAUCACCCAAUCAGGGCGCCGCCCUUCGGGGACCAAUUUUUCAGGCGCCACCAAUCUUCAGGCGCUCCCGGAGGGACGUUUAAUGCUGUUUUUUGCGUCGCCUGCAGGCCAAACACAGUCAUUGCUGUCUCCUCAUGAAGUGCGCCGGUGCUGCGUUCAAGGGCUUCGCCGUGAUGCGUUCAGGGACUGGCGUGUUUGUCGGUGCGGGUCACUGAACAAGCAGCUCGGUUGUCACGGUGACAUUUAGUUGUUAUUAAUUAACCAAUAAACGGUACAAUUAGUGAUCAUUGUCAUGAUGAUAUUGCAUAUUUAUACACUAAAACAGUUUUUGUACAUAUUACUUUUUUACUACUGUUUUUUUUUACUCAAUUGCAAACAUUCCUUUUUCAGGAAGUGUAACAGAUUUUUUUUUUUUUCAAAAUUAAACAACUUUUGAACAAACUGAUUUGGCUUGACACCCUCAUUUGAAACCCUAACCUGUGGUUUAAAAAAAUAAAAACCUAACCCUGGCUGGAAAUCCUCCUUUCAGACUCUAACCUGGGCUUGAAACCCUACUAUGAUUCAUAACCGUUAUUUCAAACCUUAACCCUAGAUUGAAAGCCUAAUUGCAACCCCUAACUGUGGCUGUGUGUAAACCUCAUUUAAAACCCUAACUCCUUGAAACCAUAACCCUUGUUUAAAAUGUACUCCCUGGAUUAAAACCCUCAUUUAAAACAGUGCAGCUUGAAACCAUACUUAGAUCACUCAUGCAUGUUUGAAACCCUCUCUUGAAACCUUAACACCAGUUUGAAACCCUACAGUUGCAUACAUAAGCCCAGCCUUAAAAUGUCCUAAUUUGAACCCCUAACCAUUAUUUAACACCCUAAUCAAGUCUCAGAACCUUAAUUUAAAACCGUAACCAUUGUUUAAAAACCUAAUCCUGAUUUGAAGCCCUACAUGAAACAUAUUUGUCCAGUUGUCUGCGAUGAGGCACAUGAGCUGUGGGUUCACUUCUUUUUACAUUCCACUGUAAAGAUUUUCAGAAGAAUGCGCACCUUUGAUUUUGUUCGGCUGUUUUGUUUUGUCCUCACACAGGAAGUUGACAUUCCACAGUAAUCACACACUA